GUCCCUGGAUACUCCCCUCCCCCCUCUCAGGCCGGGGAGGAAAUGAUGUGCUAACGCCGCUUCAUUGCAGCUCCAGACACCCAUUGGAGGAACCCUGGCAGCCAGACACUUCCUCCCGCAGUAGCAACAGCGGACUCAGGGAUUUCCAGUCGCCAACGAUUCCUCCCGCACAACUUUCUUUGCUCCGCUUCAUCGAUCUCUGCUUCUGUCGCACUGUGAUCGGAUCUGUCCCCCCAGUGCGGGGAAGAGGGAGGUGCGCGCUGCUUGGGUGCAGGGGGAGGUGUCCUGCCUGGAAGAUGAGGCUGCCUAGUGCUGGGGAGAGAAGCCUCCUGCCCUGUGGAAUGGCUCGCUGAUUGUACCUAUGAUCUAUGGCUGCUUUGUCGCAACGUUAGCUCCUUGCCUCGGCCCGACCCUCUCCAGAAACCCCAUUCGCCCCAGAGCACUAAUCCGACCCCGGCUGCAGAUAGGGGCCCUGAACUUGGCAUAAAUUCUCACAGUCUGCAAGUACGGUUGAAAUCGGCUACAUUCUCUGGACAUGGAUAGCCAGUUUUAAACUAACUAGUUUUCUUCUACAUGUAGAAGAUCUUCAGUGGGACCCCAUCCUCCUGCAUGCCUUGGGUGCAGUAAAACCAGCAAUAAAAAGGAUUCAUUCCACAACAGGAAAGGACGUGUGAAGCCAUUAAGCUUGUAAAAAAAAAAAGCGAUGUACGAAUUCUCCACAGAAACGUCUGCAUUUUGGAAAUGUGCCUGGAAAGUACAACAAAUGGAGUCUUGUUUGUCCCCCCUCCUUUUUUUAUAAGAGCUGUACAAUGGUGGAUGGUGUUAUGAUUCUUCCUAUCCUUAUGAUGGUGGCUUUUUCCUCUCCCAGCAUGGAAGAUGAGGAGAUGAAGUUGAAUGCAGGGCAGUAUAAAUGCGUAUGUGAAGGGAUGUCCUGCGGCAACGGCGACCACUGUUAUGGGCAGCAGUGUUUUGCUUCGCUCAGCAACAAUGAUGGAGUCAUGGUGUCCCAAAAGGGUUGCUUCCAAGUCUAUGAACAAGGCAAAAUGACAUGCAAAACCCCUCCAUCCCAGGACCAGGCCGUGGAAUGCUGUCAGAGUGACCUCUGUAACUUGAACAUCACAGUAAAAAUAACAGGGAAAGCAAAGCAAGGGGAGGCAUUAAAUUACAGCAUGGAAACACUAACAAUCUUUAUAUUGGCCCCUGUGGUUGUGCUAGUGGUACUUUCUGUCUUGGCUGUGCUGAUCUUCCGAAAAAUUCAACAGCGUCACAUGGAGAUGCUGAGCAAUCGGGAUGCAGAAUAUGGAACCAUUGAUGGACUCAUUGCAUCCAAUGUUGGAGACAGUACACUCGCAGAAAUGUUGGAUCAUUCCUGUACAUCGGGCAGUGGUUCUGGGCUUCCAUUCCUGGUACAAAGAACAGUCGCUCGGCAGAUUACACUAGCAGAGUGUGUUGGAAAAGGCCGAUAUGGUGAAGUAUGGCGAGGUCUUUGGCAAGGAGAAAGCAUCGCAGUGAAGAUAUUUUCAUCACGAGACGAAAAAUCCUGGUUCAGGGAAACAGAGUUAUACAACACUGUGUUACUGCGUCAUGAAAAUAUUCUGGGUUUUAUUGCUUCAGACAUGACUUCCAGAAACUCCAGCACACAGUUGUGGCUAAUAACUCACUACCAUGAGCUGGGCUCCCUCUACGACUACAUGCAGGUUACCACGCUGGAUUCGAUCAGUUGCCUGCGCAUCGUUUUGUCGAUAGCCAGCGGCCUGGCUCAUUUGCAUGUGGAGAUAUUUGGCACUCAGGGGAAGCCGGCAAUUUCUCAUAGAGAUUUGAAGAGCAAGAAUAUCCUUGUGAAAAAGAACGGGCAGUGCUGCAUUGCAGAUCUAGGGCUUGCCGUCAUGCAUUCGCAAACAACCAACCAGCUGGAUGUUGGCAAUAACCCCCGCGUAGGAACAAAGCGCUACAUGGCCCCUGAAGUUCUGGAUGAAACUAUACAAGUGGAUUGUUUUGACUCUUACAAGCGAGUGGAUAUUUAUGCAUUUGGUCUUGUCCUAUGGGAGGUCGCCAGGCGGAUGGUCAGCAAUGGCAUUGUAGAAGAAUACAAGCCUCCUUUUUAUGAUGUUGUACCCAAUGACCCGAGUUUUGAAGACAUGAAGAAGGUUGUCUGUGUGGAUCAACAAAGACCAAACAUUCCCAAUAGAUGGUUCUCAGAUUCAACUCUAACAGCGCUUGCUAAGCUGAUGAAAGAAUGCUGGUAUCAAAACCCCUCCGCAAGACUCACAGCCUUACGCAUCAAAAAGACUUUAACCAAAAUUGACAAUUCUUUAGAUAAACUGAAAUCUGACUGUUAAAAACUCUAUUUGACACUGCCAUGAAAUCUGUGCGUAGUUCAUGCCGACAAAGAAGAAAAAAAGUGACACAGUGCUUGCCUGCCGAGGUGUAGACUUUGUUUCGAGCGGUUUAUUUUUAAGGGAAAUUCUCACAAAGAGAUCAUUUGAUAAAGUGUAAAAUUACGUUGUAUCCCUCUAGUGGUGCCUGUCCCAUUGUUACGUUAGGACUUCUGGCUGACCUGGAUAAACAAAGUUGGGGGGCCUUUGGCAGUUUGCAGAGAAAAAUAAAGAGGAAACAUUUUUUUUCUUUUGAAAUAUAAUUGCUGGGGGUUUAAUAUUUUUUUUAAAUCAUCUGCACGCAACAUCACAUUUGCUACGACUAAAGUGUUUGCGCUACCAUGUUGCAUUUUCAGGUUAUUUCUUUGUGAAGCGAUUUCCAACAAAACGGAAUCGUAGACACUAAAAGUGGCUGCCUGUUUGAAGACAAUCCCACAUCGGAACCUUACUCAGAGACUUGCGGUCUUGCAUCCACGCCAAAGGCUGCUCGGACAAUUUUGCAAAUAUUUUGGGUCUCUAAAGGAGCACAGAAUAUAGAACAGGACGGGCAUUAAAAAAAAAAAAAGAUGGUUCUGGAGAAAUGAAAGAAAUUCUAAGCGUUAUCCCGAUCACUCCUAUGGAAAAAAAAAAAAAAGAAAACGGAACUGGUGAUUUUUUUAAUCAGCAAUAUUGCGUGUGCUUCUCUGUUUUAUUGCACUAGCAAUUUUUUGCAUUCCUUAAUUGCACUGUUACUGUUAAUUUUAAUGACAGAUGCCAAAUAUAUGGUUGGCCGUGUAUGGAUCUGUGUUUUCGAAAUACACCAAUUUCUUUUGGUUGGUGGGGGGGGGAUGGAAGAAACUGAGAUGUGUCAGAUUUAGCUGCAUUUUACACGUGUACUGAUGUUUACAAUAAUGCUGAACAUUAGGAAUUUUUGUUGUCUAUACAAAACUUUGCAAAUUAUUUAUUACUAGUGCACUUAGCAGUUUUCAAGCAAAGCUGAUCAGUGCAGGCAGUUAACAGCUCUAUUUUGUGGUCUUUUUCUUUUCUAUUUUUUUCUUUUACACGACUAACUUUUGUGACACAUUAUGAUUAUUUCUCGAAUAUCACAUUACGAUGUCACGUUACAGUCUCCAUAUUGAGAUGGGUGUGUGCGGUCUGUAUCAAUUUCAGUUUAGAGAACCAUAAAUUUAUCUCUGUCACUCACCAUUUUUCCCUCCUCGCCUUUUAACUGACAUAGGAAUUAAAAACAUAAAAGGAAAAUUUCAGUAGAAAUUUCGGACAUUAUAAUGGGGAGAUGCAUUUCUUCUAAGCUAUAUUAUAUGUGCAUUGUUAACUCUGCCAGAAAAUAACUAUUUUGUUUUAAUCUACUUUUUGUAUUUAGUAGUUAUUUGUAUAAAUUAAAUAGAAUGUUUUGAAGUCUAA
Molecule: messenger RNA, 3776 nt
Organism: Xenopus laevis (African clawed frog)
Lineage: Eukaryota; Metazoa; Chordata; Amphibia; Anura; Pipidae
Gene: acvr1.L
Product: activin A receptor type 1 L homeolog
Exons: 12
Coding region: 810-2339 (509 amino acids)
Biological process (GO): heart development; cell surface receptor protein serine/threonine kinase signaling pathway; system development
Cellular component (GO): BMP receptor complex; plasma membrane; membrane
Molecular function (GO): kinase activity; protein serine/threonine kinase activity; transferase activity
Source: RefSeq, a predicted model, not a curated record